Messenger RNA from Syngnathus acus (greater pipefish), 1844 nucleotides. RefSeq names its product SEC22 homolog A, vesicle trafficking protein (gene sec22a). Bases 166 to 1077 code for a protein of 303 amino acids. Gene Ontology annotation, biological process: endoplasmic reticulum to Golgi vesicle-mediated transport. The record is from RefSeq and is a predicted model, not a curated record. The transcript is spliced from 6 exons. Lineage: Eukaryota; Metazoa; Chordata; Actinopteri; Syngnathiformes; Syngnathidae.
GCAUUGCGGGUCAGCCACGUAAACGUAGCACCAGUCAAACAAGCUUCUUCAGCCAGGUUUGGACUUGUCACUUAUCCGUACAUUGAUAUUCUUCAGACGUCUCAAACAUACCCGCAAUGCCACUUCAUUUCUUCAGGACGCACGAUAUAGGAUUGUCUUGCUGAGAUGUCGGGCGUGCUGUUUGCCUCGGUGGUGCGUGUGGACGACGGCCUGCCACUGUCUGCAUCCACCGACUACGGGCAGGAUCAAGAGCUGCACGAGACCAGAAAGCACCUGAAGGUGCUUUCCAAGAAGUUGCAGCACUUUCCUGACAGAUGCACCUUCAAGAGCGGAUCCUACAACGUCAACUUCACGAGUGCUCUGGGUGUGUGUUACAUGAUGGUGUGUUUGUCAAGUUACCCAAGCGUGCUAGCCUUCUGCUUCUUGGAAGAACUCCAGAAGGAAUUCAUUGUCACCUACGACAGCAAACGCAUCGGAGCAGCCAUCAGGCCGUACUCCUUCAUAGAAUUUGACGUGGUGAUCCAGAGGACGAAGCAUCGCUACAACAGCCCUCGCUCCCUCUCCACCAAGAUCAACAUGGCCGACAUGCAGACGGAGAUCAAGCUGCGUCCCCCCUACCAGUUGACCCUCGAUGACCUUCACGCCAUCAAUGGCUUCUCUUCGCGCUCCUCCGCCAAGUACAAGGGCAUCGCUCCCACGCAGACGUUGGAGCCUUUGACGCUUCCUGGCGCCGUUUCGUGCGCCCUCAGCGUAUUGUGCGGCGGACUCAACUUGCUGCGAGGCGUCCACGCCAUCGAGAGCGUCCUUCAGAACGAGGACGAGGACUUGAGCUACGUCAUCGCCUUCUUCCUGGGCACCGCCGCCUGCCUCUACCAGUGCUUCCUGUUUGCGUACUUCUCGGUGUGGAGGAACGUGAAAUCGUUUCUGGCUCUGGGGCUGGUGUGCGUGUGCAACAUGUACCUGUUCCAGCUCAGGAACCUAUGGCAGAUUUUGUUCCACGUGGCCGUCGCCUCCUGCAUGACGCUACAAACACACCUCAGGCAGCCGCUGGGCAAGGCGCCUGACUACAACGUCUGAGCAGAUCCUCAACGCCAGAGGUCAGUGACUGCGAGAGCGCGACUACCCAAAAUGCAAUACGAGAGCAAUGAUGUCCGACAAGCUGAACACAACUCGCGGGACUAUAUUUCACUACAAAUGCAACUCAAGUGUCAUCAUCCUAUGACUCUGAACGCACCACCGGCACUAUAACGACCCUGAAUGCAGCAUGAGAGCAAACAAGGACACAACACCUGACAUCAUCCAAUGACCUUGAACGCAGCCUGAGAGACACUGGCCAGUUUUUCUCAACCAAAAAUGACUUGAAAAUUGAUUUCUCUUCCGAAAUGGUAGUUAGCGGGGGGUUUUCUAGCUAUGCAAUGCUGCCUAACACACUUAUUUCUCACUUUUAAAUGUUUAUUUAUUUAUGGACUUACUUAACCUUUUUUAUUAUCUUUGGGGUCACGGGGAGGGGUAAAUGGAGCAUCCAAUUUGAGCUCACAAAAGCCUUUUAUCAGCAGUUAGUGUGAUGUCAUCAGGUGUAGGUGUACCUUAUGUUGUGGCUGCUGGAUGUAUGUAAAGAGACAUUGCUUAAAUGGUAAGAGGUGUUCAAUAACCAAAAUAAAACACACUUUAGUUUUAAUUGUGGAGGUUCAAACUUCAAAAUGCUUAUCAGGCCUCUUUGAACCAAUUGGUGGAAUGUGUUGCCACCUGCUGGCGAAAGAGUGAACAGUCCUCAAAUGAGACUUGGCUCUUUUAUUACUUUUGUCAGCCAUUCAUGAAAAGAACAAUAAAACAUCUCCUUUAUA